Carya illinoinensis is the source of this 3091-nucleotide messenger RNA. RefSeq lists its product as uncharacterized. The record is from RefSeq and is a predicted model, not a curated record. Gene Ontology annotation, molecular function: DNA binding. NCBI's taxonomy places the organism in Eukaryota, Viridiplantae, Streptophyta, Magnoliopsida, Fagales, Juglandaceae. The coding region runs from base 90 to 2702 and encodes 870 amino acids. The transcript is spliced from 5 exons.
UUUGGCAUUUCCGAGAAGUCCGAGUAAUCAGACGCUCUCUUUCAAGUCCUCCGUCUCCACUUCAACCCUGACUCUGUUUUUCACAAAAAAUGGCGACGGUGGCGACCACCGUACCACCACCUGCGCCGGCUCAAUCACCAUGCCUACUCAACUUCGACUCCGUCUCUCACAUCGACAUGUCCACACUCUCCCAAUCGGAACUCCAAGCACUCUCCCACUGCUCCCCCUCCGCCUUCGAUCUCCGCCACCCUGCUCACCUCCUUCCCCCUAAAAUCGACCGCUCCAUUUUCAACGAAUCCGCAGGCUCCCGCCGCCAGACCUACUCCCGCCCCUCCAAUUCUACCCCUUCCGCCGGCCACCGCCGCCGAGUUGCCGGCCUCCUCCCUGCUCCCAAGCUUCCCCCCGUCCCCUCCGACGACCCAGAACGCGUCGAGAACCGCCAUAUCAUCAACCACCUCAAGCAUUUCCUGGACCAAGACCCCCGGUUCGAUCACUUCGACGUAACCCUAACCUUACCGUCCUUAUCGUCCUUAGUAGUUAGCACGAAUCAAGAGGAGGCGGAACGAGACAAAACGGUGACUUUUGGCGGGGAGAGAAAGAGAAAGAGAGGAAGGAAGCCGAAAGUGAAGGUUCUGCAAAUGGAGGAUGGGUAUGGGAGGCGUGUGAUGGAGAUUGUGAAUAGGAACGGUGUGGCGGUGGAUCUUGCGUUGUUGGCGAAUUUGGAGGACCCGUAUGGAGAACAAUUGAGGAGGAGGACUCUGGGGAUGGAGAGCGAGGAGGAGUUGCUGGGGUUUCUGAGGGAAUUGGGGGGUCAGUGGGGGAGUAGGAGGAAGAAAAGGAAGAUUGUGGAUGCUGGCGUGUUUGGGGAUGCCUUGCCGGUAGGAUGGAAGCUCUUGCUGGGGAUCAAGAGGCGAGACGGCCUCUCCUCAAUUUACUGCCGCAGAUAUAUAAGCCCUACUGGACAACAAUUUGUAUCCUGCAAGGAUGCUGCUUCAUAUUUGAUGUCCUUUUUCGGCCCUGGUGAUGCUCAACGGUCCAGUAGUCAGAAGGGUGAAAAUAUUCAGCACGCCUACAGAUUGACUUCUGAAAAUCUUACAGGCUUCACCCAAAAUGACGAAGCACGAAGGCAAGAAGUCAUUUCUGGCUCAACUCUAACCAGAAUUCCUAUAACUAGGGAUCAGGUGAAGGAAGUGACCUUAGUGGGAAUGGAAAAUCUUGCAGAUGUCCAAAUACGUGAUUUAUUUGAAUGUCACAAGUGCAGCAUGACCUUUGACGAGAAGGAUUCAUACCUGCAGCACCUGCUGUCCUAUCACCAAAGAACUACGAGGAGGUAUAGACUUGGUUCUUCUGUUGGGGAUGGAGUGAUAAUCAAAGAUGGAAAGUUUGAAUGCCAAUUCUGCCAUAAGGUAUUUCUGGAAAGGCGUCGCUACAAUGGUCAUGUGGGGAUACAUGUGAGGAAUUUUGUGAGGAGGGUUGAAGAAUUGCCUGGUCCAGCUACACUUCAAAAAGGAAUUGAGUCUCCGACCAGGGAUGAUGUGCCUUCAAGGAUUUCGAAAAUGGAUGCUUUGAUUGAAAUUGCGCAGAAUUCUAUUCUAGAGACUUCUGCUGUUAGACCUAAUGAUGAAUCCAAUGGUGGUGCCACUUCUGAUCAACCAAAAUUUUUUUCUACUCGGGAAAUUAAUGCUGCUAAUUCAGAUCAUGAAAUGAAUCUUGGUUCUCCACUUAGUGGAGAGGAAAUGGACGAUGGCAUGACUGAUAUAACUCUGGAUCAAGAUCUGAAUCAGCAAGACCGUGAGCGUAGCAUCCCUCAAGAAAAUAUGGAGAAGAUUGAUGCUUGUAAUGAAGUAGCAGAUUCGAAAAUGGAUUCUUGUUUGGAUGCCCUGACUCUCUUACCUACUAAAGAGCAAAAUGGUAAUAACUCUGAAAUGUUUUGUGAAAAAGAUGGGCUGGAAAAUGAUGAAUCUGGGGUUGAGCAGGAGGGAGUUCCUGAAGGUCCUGAAGGCCAUUUACUCGCCCAAUUUAGCAAUCAGAUUGUUUCUGUUGUCAAGGAUAAUAUAAAUCUCCUUUGCAAUAGCACUGUGGAUCAUCCAAAUCUUGGUGAAGUUAAUAAUGAUAUAAAUAGCAAGCCAAAAGUUGGCUUGGGUGGCAGCGACAAUGGGCUAGCCAAUAAUCUUGUGACAGAAACUGUGCAGAAAACUUCUGAAGAAAAUACACUCCAGUGUGGGGUCUCUGACCCCUUAAUGACCCCAGAGCAACCUUUGCAAUAUUGUCCCGCAUUCAGUGCUGCCUCUGAUAAGGGAGAAGAGCAUGUACCCAGUGUGGACCAAAGGCACAACAAUGUAACCGGGUUUGAGGAGCUGGGGUUGGAUGAAAUAGAACCUCUUAAGUAUAGUACUGGGGCAGGGCAAGAAUCUCUUUCCAUGCAGGAGGUACCCAUUGAUUUGACAUAUAAUGCAGAGAUGGAAGGGGCAUAUGGUUCCUCCGUCCAGUUUGAGUCGGAAGAAGUCAUGUUAAAUAUGGCUGACAGACAGCAGCUUACAACCGCUUGUGUAUGGUGCGGAGUGGAGUUCAACCAUGAUGCUGUUGAUGCUGAAAUACAACCAGAUUCUGUUGGUUUUAUGUGUCCAACCUGCAAGGCAAAAAUCUCUGGGCAGCUUAAUGUAUUGGACGGUGGCUCACCAUUGAAUUCCCAUCGUCUCUGAUAGUGCCCUUUUGUAACCUGUCUGGGUAUAAGCUUUCCAUAAUGUGGGCAGAAUGGUGGAUGAGAAAGAUGCUUAUAUUGGCUGUGAUUAAAAUAUUAGUUAUAGCAGCAAUAUUAGGCUUUCUGGGUUGGAGUAUGCCUGUAUGGUUUCCUAGUUGCUGGCAGUUCCAGGUGAUGGUAGGUUUGAUGAAGAGAAAGAACUGAAGGCCAGGUUUUACAUAUAGCUGUUGAUGUGGUAGCUUUAAUCUGUCUUUCCUGGUACACCAUCGUUUUAUUGGGAAAAAAACACUAGCAUCGAUCUGUAAGCAAAAAGCUCAUGGCUAUAGGAGAUGCCCGUGAUGCUACAAGACUAAUUUCUUGAAUGUCAUCGAAAAAUUUGCUUCUCAGUAA